AGUAAAACCCGCAAGCCCUGUGACUGAAAGUCACUUCCCUGGGACCAUGGGUCAGCAGAGCUAAUCUCUGAGCCACUCAUAAUUUUUUUUUCUGUUCCUUUUAAUUAGCGCCAGUGGUACUCUGUGUACAGAAAUGUGAUGAUGAGAAAAAUUUCAUUUGCAGAACGUGUCCCUUUGUUUGUCCAUAUUGUCUUUCCUGGCCUGGGAGGCGGGUAAUCUGUAGAGUUUUCUAGUGCUGAGGCAGCUGGAUCAGGCCUCACAAUGAUAUGUGGUCUGGCAAGAGUGACAGCGGUGCAUGUAAACAAAGCCUCAUGUUCGAGAGGAGUCGAUGACAAAAGCAGAAAAAGAGAAAGAAAGAAACAGCAUAGUGCAUUCCAGUAAAGCUGUCAGACCGCUGGUGAGCGCACACAAAGCUGCUGCCGCUGGGCACUGACUCUUUGCACAAAUUGCUUUCAAGAUGCCUCUACCGAGACGCAGGUCUUCUUUCUUUGGACAACAGGUCCAGCCACCCCAGGCAGAGCGCCCCUCAAUGGGAAAUCGAAGGGUCAGUGUCGGCUCUAGCAGUGGGAUUUCAGCCCGGGCUCCAGGGGUCUAUGUGGGCAUUGUUCCCACCAGUGGGGCUGAUGGCCUGACCACUCGAGUGUCCCGCCGUGCCCUAUGCAUUAACAGCGUAUACCUGCUGGGUCUGCGGAGCUCAACGACGGCCAAUGUCUCCCAAGGGAUGGAGAGAAGCCAUAGCCCCGCUUUUGAAAGCCUCAAUGGCUGCCUACUGGAGUACAUGGAAAAAGUACACGCACUUGAGCAAGUGAAUCGAGAGCUGGAAGAUGAGAUCCGAGUCUACCUGGAUAAGAAGGCGUCUAAUGCGGGUAGUUGGGGAACGCUGAGACAAGACUGGGAGGACAUCUACAGACAAGUGAGUGAUGCCAUUCUGCAUAACUCACGCCUGAUGCUUCAGAUGGAAAAUGUCCAGGCCAACGCAGAAGACUUCAAAGACAGAUAUGAAAACGAACAGCCUUUCCGCAAGGCAGUAGAAGAUGAAAUUAACUGCUUGUAUAAAGUGAUUGACGACGCUAAUUUGACUAAAAUGGAUCUGGAAAGUCAGAUAGACAACCUGAGGGAGGAACUUAGUGUGCUGGCCAAAGGCCAUGAAGAGGAUGUGAAACUGCUUUAUAAUCAGCUCGCUGGAAGUCAGCUGGAUGAACAAGAUGCUCCAAUUGAGACAAGCCUUGACCAUAUCCUUGAAUAUAUCCGAAGCCACUGGGAAAAGGUGGUGGAGCAAAACCGAGCUGAGACUGAUGCAUACCUGGAACUCAAGCAGCCAGAAAGUGUAAAUGCUGAAUUGAGCCAGGAAGAGGAAGAACUGGAGUCCUUAAAAACAGAGUGUAAUGAAACUGGGUGCAAGAUUCAGAGCCUCCAAGCAGAGACAGAGUCGAUGAGAGCCCUGAAAAGAGGGCUGGAGAACUCUCUAUAUGAUGCAAAACAUUGGCAUGAUGUUGAGCUGCAGAACCUGGGCACUGUCAUUUCAAAGCUGGAGGCAGAGCUGGCUGAGAUUCGAGGCGAUAUCCAAGAGCAGAAGCAGGACUAUGAAAUUCUGCUUGAAAACAAAGGGAGGUUGGAACUUGAGAUUGGCACCUAUCAUGGCAUCUUAGAUGGUGAAGAAAGCAGGUGGGUCAUUGGAAGAGAGCCGGAUGACAGUGUAGUCCAGCCGGACUUUAAGCCCUCAGACAUGUUCUAACAACCCUUUAACAAGUUUCCUGGUUAGUCCAACGUGAAAGAUAUGGAGUUCACAUUAUUCUGAGAGAGUUGACUGUUAAGCUUUUUAACAUUUCAAAUUGCUUCUAAAAAUCAAACUGUUUAAUGGAGUGCAUUUCAUGAACUUGGUGUGGAUGUUUUGUAACUACAUCAUCUUGCAUUUUGUUGCCAGGAAUAUUAGAUUAAAUGCUUCAUUCUGGUGCUGUUGCCCUGUUUAUUCUUGAAAGCAAAUAUGUUUAUUAAGCUUACAGCAGUUAUGUGCACUGAACAGACCAUGGAUUUACA
This is a messenger RNA of Erpetoichthys calabaricus (reedfish), 2037 nucleotides long. RefSeq names its product beaded filament structural protein 2, phakinin (gene bfsp2). Gene Ontology annotation, biological process: intermediate filament organization. Gene Ontology annotation, molecular function: structural molecule activity. The record is from RefSeq and is a predicted model, not a curated record. The coding region runs from base 458 to 1735 and encodes 425 amino acids. Gene Ontology annotation, cellular component: intermediate filament. NCBI's taxonomy places the organism in Eukaryota, Metazoa, Chordata, Cladistia, Polypteriformes, Polypteridae. The transcript is spliced from 8 exons.